AUGCCUGUUUUAUCUACCCCCUCUAAGGGUGACCACACUUCUCGGCCAUUCAGCGAUUCAAACAACCCCUUCAUCUCUAGUAGCCAGGCUUCUACGCCCAGCAGACCAGUAAGUAAGAGGCUUAUCCCUAGACCCCAAGAGGUCGUGAACUCUUCUAAGAUUGGAUUGGCCUGUUUACCUCUUGAACGGGAGAAUAUGUGCCGCCGUAAAGGCGCCAAGUUCACCAUGAUCUUGGCUGGUUGCAGCGGCACUGGAAAGUCUACCUUCCUCAAUACCCUCUUUGGAGAGCCCUUGGACGAGUCUAAGGAGACCACUACGUCGAUUUUCUUUGAUAUCAGAGAGAGAAAGUACCAGCUUAUCGAAGGCAAUUUUGAAUUGGAGCUUACCACUGUUGAUGUGCCUGGUUUCGGCGGCAAGAUGGAUAACCAGUAUAGCUGGAUGCCAAUUGUGAAGUACAUUGACCACUACUUCAGGCGGUACAUGCUUCAGGAGGAGCAGCCUGAUAGGCGCCUUCACGAGGAUAACAGGGUUCACGUUUGCCUUUACUUCAUCCAGCCUUCCAACACUACUCUCUCUGCGUUGGAUAUUGAGUCCAUGAAGGAGAUCGCCAAGAGGGUCAAUUUGAUCCCCAUCGUUGCCAGGAGCGAUACACUCAACAAGGAUGAAUUGACAGAGUUCAAGAAGAUCAUCAACAACACCUUGGCCGCCUACGACAUUGGCGUUUGCAAGUUCGUUUCUGACCAAGAGGUCUUGGAUAAGAUCCACAGCGUUUCUCCUUAUGCUGUUGUGGGCUCCAAUGCCAUGUUCAAGAACGACCAAGGGCAAAUGGUCAGAGCUAGGAAGUACCACUGGGGUAUGGUUGAAAUCGAGAACCCAGACCAUUGUGACUUCUUGCUGCUUCGUGAGGUUCUCAUGAGCCACCACAUGCUUGACUUGAUCCAGUCAACCGAAGCCCACUACAACGUCUACAGGUCGUGGUGUUUAAAAGAGCGCUUGGAAAGAGCCGCCGAGAACACCUUGAAUGGAGAGUUGGUUCUCUCUGAAGACUACGAGAACGGGUUGGCCUCGUAUGUUCUCUACAAGAAAGCACUGCCUUGGAACACCAUCAUGUCGCAGGACGAUAUCGAUGCUGAGGACGCCCAGUUAAACAACGAGGUGAGAAAGUCUUUGGACGACCUCGUCAGAAAGCUGGAACAGCACUUCAAAGAGUGGAAACAGACUCUUGUGAAAGACCAAGCCAAGUGCAACGAAGAUUUACGGAAUCACCACGAGCAGAUCACCAAGUUAAAAGAGGAGAUUCGCCAGUUGAACGCGGGUGAAACCGGAAGCCGUAACUUGGAUGACCAAGAUACACGGAGUCCUCUCUUGAAGAACGAGUUCUUGGGUGAGUGA
Molecule: messenger RNA, 1392 nt
Organism: Candidozyma haemuli
Lineage: Eukaryota; Fungi; Ascomycota; Pichiomycetes; Serinales; Metschnikowiaceae
Gene: SPR3
Product: septin
Exons: 1
Coding region: 1-1392 (463 amino acids)
Biological process (GO): cytoskeleton-dependent cytokinesis
Cellular component (GO): cytosol; microtubule cytoskeleton; cell division site
Molecular function (GO): molecular adaptor activity; GTP binding; GTPase activity
Source: RefSeq, a predicted model, not a curated record